Stylophora pistillata is the source of this 1533-nucleotide messenger RNA. RefSeq names its product MAM domain-containing glycosylphosphatidylinositol anchor protein 2-like. NCBI's taxonomy places the organism in Eukaryota, Metazoa, Cnidaria, Anthozoa, Scleractinia, Pocilloporidae. The record is from RefSeq and is a predicted model, not a curated record.
CCAACUUUUUCAGGCAGCCGGAAUAUUGUCUUAUCUGGGAUGAGACCACAUAUCGUUUCACAUUUCUUGAUUUGCCUUUGUGUAAUACAUUACUCAGGCGGUCAAAGUGUCACAUGGUAUGAACCUCUACCGGUUGAGACAGUAUCGAGUUCAACCACUGACCUGCCUCCGGCAAAGAUGAAGGUUUUUGAAGGAUAUCCUGCGUCUUUAAGCUGGAACUUCAGUUUGACGUCAUUGACUCUUUUUUUGGGGACUGUAAGGUUCGACACUGUUACCCUUGGACUUGGUGGACCAGGAGGAUCAGGUGCAAAUGUGGACGAUGCUUUCAAGGACAGGUUCAAUUUAACUUGGAUUUCCCAACGGCUCACUUUGGUAAUCUUCAAUGUGACCGCCUCAUAUGAUGCAAGUAAUGGAGCAUUUGAGUGUGAGUUGGGUACUAACAAAGGAUCUUGGAGUCGUCAUAUUCGCUUGAAUAUUAUUGAACGCACUAGAAUUGUUGGCGUGACAACUGACAAAGAUGUUUGUGAGGACACAAAGGUAACUUUGAGUUGCAAUGCAACUGGUAAACCAGAACCAAAUAUUACUUGGACAAGAGUGUGGGGAAAUGGUACUGACAGUGGAGCACUGCAAUCUAAGGAUGGAUAUUUUGUCAUGGAUAAUAUUGGCAGAGGCUUUAAUGGAAUAUACCGCUGUACAGCUUUCAAUGGUGUUGGAGAACCUGUCAAUCAGACUGUGAAAGUGAUUGUAAGAUGCCCACCAAAGAUUACUCACAUUAUGAAUGAUAAGAUAGUCAAUGAGACUGAUAAAGUGACACUAAAUUGUCAAGCGGAUGGUUAUCCUUCGCCUAGAAUCAGAUGGAUUUUCGUUUCAAACAACAGUUUUGUGCCAGGGACGUUUCGCAUCACUGGUAAACAGGAAGAAGGGUUUUACAGAUGCAUUGCAGAUAAUGGUGUCGGAAAUCCAUCUAUAAGAGAAGUCUACAUUACUGUUAAUCACUAUCGCCCAUUGAACACAACGUUAAUAGUGAACACCGGAGACAAUGCUGUCAUUGUGAACCAAACUUUCAACAUCACAUGUAGUGCACAAGCCAACCCUCCAGCUACCUAUGGCAUCUUCAGGGAUGACGGUACUAAUGUUGGUAGUAAUUCAGUUACUUCAAUGUCAGUCACAGAAGUGGGAGGGAAUAAUGCAGUGUCCUUCACGUGUAAAACAUCUAAUGCCUAUGGAGACGGACCGACGGCAAAAAUUACCGUGGAAGUGUAUUCUCCUCCUGUAAUAAAUAGCAAGACAUCAUGCGAAACAUUUGUUGAGAGAGGAAAACCGAAAACUUUGAGAUGCACUCCGACUGGACAUCCCACUCCAAACAUUACUUGGACUAAGUUGGGGAUAACUCAUGAUUCUGAUGGAAUCUCUCUUACGAUCACGCCUGAAGAAAGUGACAGGCACAGUUAUGAAUGCAAGGCUGACAACGGAAUUGGGAUUCCUGCUACGAGGACAUUUGUUGUCGUUGUGGAAAGUGAGUUCUUUAAUUAA